Messenger RNA from Paramecium primaurelia, 864 nucleotides. NCBI's taxonomy places the organism in Eukaryota, Ciliophora, Oligohymenophorea, Peniculida, Parameciidae. The record is from the annotation of a GenBank genome assembly.
AUGUAGCUUUCUUAUGAUAAAAUACUUAAUUCUAUUGAUUAACUUUUAAUUCCUUAGUAAUUUCCAAAAUUGAUACUCAAUCUUCCCACUUUACAUUCAUUACCAUAAGAGAGAUAAUUAGUAAUAAAUUUCGCAAAUGAAGUUGUUUAAGAAAUUACUCCACAUAUUAAUAAAUUUAGACUCAUCUAUAAUAAAAAGUAAGAAUAAUUCGACCUAUCCCAAAUUAAAAAUUCUGAAUUACAAAACACUUUAUCAGAGUUCAAAGAAAUUAAGAGGAAAGAGUAAAAUAAUUAUGAUAAGUUGCUUUAAGAUUCUCAUAAUUUAUUGUAAUAAAAAGAACUCGAAAUUAAAUAAUUACAGCAUACUCAAAGGGAACUUAUAAAAAAUCAAUAAAAAACAUGUUAAGAACUCCAAAAGUAAAAAGAUGAUUUCAUGAUAGAAAUGCUUAAAAGAAAUAAGAAAAUAUCUAAUAGACUGAGUAAUUACAAAUAUCCAUAUUAUAAAAUUCUUUUACUUUUUCAGAAACUUACAAAUACCCAAGAUGUUAGGUAUUGUAGGAUGGAAAGAUAUUUUAUAAUAAAGGUGGAUUUUUAUCAUGUUUAUGCGAUUAAGCUAUCUCUAAUUAAGGUAUUGUGAGAUUUAGUUUUUUAAUACAUGAUAUCGGAACUAAUUAGACUAUGGUUGGAAUAGGAGCAAGAGAAAUAAUCUCUAAAUCUGGGUAUUCGAAUAUACAUAUUUCAGGUAGAGGGUAAAUAAUAUUUAUAAUUUUAGAGCCUAUCUUAUAAUGAGUAGUGGCUAUUGUUUCAGCCAUCAUCAAAAAGAGAAAUAUCAUAAUUCAAUUCCAUUCUCUUUUACUAACAAUGA